AUGGACAGCUUCACCGAGGAGGAGCUGGUAUUAUUGAAUGAUAAGGACGUAUUGAGUCAAAGCACGGAGCAGAUCAAACAGAAAGUGAAGCAAAUGGAACGACAAGAGGGUGUUAUUAAGCACGAGCAUGAACGUAUCCGCCAAGAGUUGGCAGUGAUCAAUAAACAGAACAAAGAGUCCCGAGAGAAGAUCGAGAUGUUUGCGAAACUUCCGUUUUUGAUAUCGAACGUCGUGGAGAUCUUAGAUAUGCCCCCUGAAGAGACGGAUGAUGGGUCUGGGUUGGAUAACAAAGCUGUAAGUACUAAAGGUGUUGUGAUAUACACAUCGAUGAGAUCAAAUAUCUUCAUUCCGGUCUCUGGAUUAGUCGAUGUUAAAGAUAUCAAACCGGGAGAUUUGGUUGGGGUGAAUAAAGAUACGUAUUUGAUACUUGAAAAACUCCCCGAACAAUACGACGGGAGAGUCAAGUCGAUGGAAGUCAUCGAACGACCGACAGAGACGUACGCGGAUGUGGGUGGAUUGGACAAACAAAUGAAUGAAAUGAUUGAGGCAAUUGUCCUCCCGAUGACACAGAAAGAGAAAUUUGAAAAACUCGGAAUUCAAACGCCAAAGGGCGUGUUACUCUUCGGACCACCAGGAACGGGUAAAACGUUGAUGGCACGUGCGUGCGCCGCUCAGACUAAAUCAACCUUUUUGAAGUUGGCGGCGCCGCAAUUGGUGUCGAGCUCGAUUGGUGAUGGCUCAAGAAUUAUUCGAGACAUGUUCGCACUUGCAAAGUCGAAAGCGCCGGCGAUCAUCUUCAUAGAUGAAAUCGACGCGAUUGGAACCAAAAGAAAUGACUCGGAACACUCGGGAGAUAGAGAAAUUCAGAGAACAAUGCUUGAGCUGUUGAAUCAGCUUGAUGGAUUUUGUAAGACUGACGAUGUCAGAGUUAUUGGCGCAACAAAUAGAAUCGAUGUGUUAGAUCCAGCGUUGCUGAGAAGUGGGAGGUUUGACAGAAAAAUUGAGUUUCCAACUCCGAACGAAGAGGCCCGUGUUAACAUCUUACAAAUCCACGCGAAGAAAUUGAAGUGCUCUGACGACGUCAACUACGAAGAACUCGCGAGGUCAACUCAAGAUUUUAAUGGGGCGCAGUUGAAGGCUGUGUGUGUUGAAGCGGGUAUGUUUGCACUGAGGAGAGAAGCACUCGAAAUCCGACAUGAAGACUUCCAACAAGGAAUUCUCGAGGUGCAGAGCAAGAAGAAAAAAAGCUUGUCGUAUUUUGCUUAA
This is a messenger RNA of Entamoeba invadens IP1, 1266 nucleotides long. Its product is annotated as 26S protease regulatory subunit 6A, putative. The record is from RefSeq and is a predicted model, not a curated record. NCBI's taxonomy places the organism in Eukaryota, Evosea, Mastigamoebida, Endamoebidae. Gene Ontology annotation, molecular function: ATP hydrolysis activity; ATP binding; proteasome-activating activity. Bases 1 to 1266 code for a protein of 421 amino acids. The transcript has a single exon. Gene Ontology annotation, biological process: proteasome-mediated ubiquitin-dependent protein catabolic process. Gene Ontology annotation, cellular component: proteasome regulatory particle, base subcomplex.